This is a messenger RNA of Aegilops tauschii subsp. strangulata, 393 nucleotides long. Its product is annotated as putative ripening-related protein 6. NCBI's taxonomy places the organism in Eukaryota, Viridiplantae, Streptophyta, Magnoliopsida, Poales, Poaceae. The record is from RefSeq and is a predicted model, not a curated record.
AUGGGGAACACCGGCAAGGCCGUGGUAGUUUUCAGCAUUCUUGUUUUCCUGCAGAUCUGGUGCGGCGCCGGGCAAGUCCAUGACAUCCGAGCGGUGAUGUCGGUGAACGGAUUCCAGCAAGGAGAGGAGGGCGGGCCGGCAACGUGCGACGGCCAGUACCACAGCGACGACCUUUUCCUGGUGUCAAUGGCUUCGAAGUGGUUCGGACCUGGCGUCCGGUGUGGCAAGAUGAUCCGCAUCGUGAGCUUGCCCGGGAUCGUGCAGGCCAUUGUGGUGGACGAAUGCGCGGACGGUUGCGGCGACAACGAGAUCAGCACAUCGGCCGCCGUGUGGAAGGCCAUGGGGCUCGACCCCAGUAUGGGCGAGGUGCCCGUUCUCUGGUCGGAUGUCUAA